AUUAGUAUGAAGAAUUCAUGGUUUAGAUUAGAAACGUGAGAUGCUUGGGCUUAUAGAAGUUGUUUUAUGCAUAUCUAGAUAUAUGGUUAAUUAGCUUGCGGGUGGCACACAUUGAAUGGUACAGAAAAUUUUCACUUUCAAUGUUCCAAUCAAGUUUGAUUUUUUUGCUCAAGUGUUGAAUAAGUGGUACUAUGAAUGCCAAGGCAUCAAUAUCAAGAUGAUAGAGAACUUCAACUGCAUUAUGUAUUAAUGGCACGUACCCUUCCUCUCCCCUACUAUAAAUAUUGCUCCUUGGUAGCUAGCUUUAUCAAAUUAAAAGUAAGAGAUAAAAGAGUAGUUUAUAGAUUUGUUUUGUUGAGAGAACAAAACAAACAUGGGAAAAUUGCAUAAGUAUGUAAGUGUGCUUGCUUUGUUAUUUGUAUUUGUAAUAGGAAUAGCAGAAUGUAGAAAAGUUAAAGAUGAUGAGUUAGUUGAUGGCAUUGGAGGAGGUGGAGGUCGGGGUGUUGGAUUUGGUGGUGGCGGUGGAGGCGGUGUGGGUGGUGGUGUUGGUGGAGGCUUUGGUAAAGGUGGUGGUGCCGGAGGAGGAGUUGGGGGCGGUGGCGGUGCUGGUGGAGGCUUUGGAGGUGGUAGAGGUGGUGGUGGAGGGUUUGGAGGUGGAAAAGGUGGUGGUGUAGGAGGAGGAGCUGGCGGUGGUGGUGGAUUUGGAGGUGGUACAGGUGGAGGAUUUGGAGGUGGCAAGGGUGGCGGUGCCGGAGGAGGUGGUGGUGCAGGUGGAGGUUUUGGAGGUGGAAAAGGUGGUGGUGGAGGAGCGGGUAGUGGUUCUGGUGGAGGAUUUGGAGGUGGCAGAGGCGGUGGUGCAGGUGGAGGUUUUGGAGGUGGAAAAGGUGGUGGUGGAGGAGCGGGUAGUGGUUCUGGUGGAGGAUUUGGAGGUGGCAGAGGCGGUGGUGCAGGUGGAGGUUUUGGAGGUGGUAGAGGUGGAGGAAGCGGAGGUGGUGCUGGUGGAGGCUUUGGAGGUGGAAAAGGUGGGGGUGUAGGAGGAGGAGUUGGUGGAGGCUUUGGAGGAGGUAAAGGUGGUGGUAGUGGUGGUGGCGGCGGUGGUGGAGGCGGUGGUGGUGGAGGCGGAGGCGGUCAUGGUGGUGGAUUUUGAAUUAAAAAAUUUCUUAAAAAUACAAUGUUGUAAUGUCAUGCAAAUGUUGAUUGUCACCUAUCUAUCCAUGCAUAAUUGUCCCAUGCAACAACGUAGUAUGAUUUAAAUAAACUUGAAAGUUUUGUGAUGCUUUUGUAUGGUUGUUAUGCAACACUUCUUAAUUUAAGAACAUAUUUCGUAUGAAA
Arachis ipaensis is the source of this 1332-nucleotide messenger RNA. RefSeq lists its product as uncharacterized. The record is from RefSeq and is a predicted model, not a curated record. Lineage: Eukaryota; Viridiplantae; Streptophyta; Magnoliopsida; Fabales; Fabaceae.